This is a messenger RNA of Protopterus annectens (West African lungfish), 747 nucleotides long. RefSeq lists its product as uncharacterized. NCBI's taxonomy places the organism in Eukaryota, Metazoa, Chordata, Ceratodontiformes, Protopteridae. Bases 1 to 465 code for a protein of 154 amino acids. The transcript has 8 exons. The record is from RefSeq and is a predicted model, not a curated record.
AUGAUAUGUGAUUGUUGUUUUAUUCGUAUAGCUGGUACAGAAGAAUCGACAUACAACUCUAUUCCAGUGCAAGAAGAAGUACCUGAAGAAGCUGGUACAGAAGAAUCGACAUACAACUCUAUUCCAGUGCAAGAAGAAGUACCUGAAGAAGCUGGUACAGAAGAAUCGACAUACAACUCUAUUCCAGUGCAAGAAGAAGUACCUGAAGAAGCUGGUACAGAAGAAUCGACAUACAACUCUAUUCCAGUGCAAGAAGAAGUACCUGAAGAAGCACCAAUACACAACUCUGAUGUAGCACAGCAAUCAGCCACAGCAGCUAAAGAAGAGCCAAUAUACAACUCUAUUGCAGAACUGGAGGAACCAUCCUCAAUAGCUAAAGAAGAGCUAAGUGAGACAACUGAACCACCAGCGGGUCAGUCUGAUGUUGCAGAGGCAGGAUCCCAGGAAGUGAAUGCAGAAAAAUAAGGGAGAUGAAUGGAAUUGGCUCACAAUAAUGCAGACGAAAGGAAACAUGCAAACAUAUUUGCUACAUAAUAAAGGAAUAAAGACUUUAAACCUAUCAUUGAUGUUAAAGUCUUUUUAUGUACUUCAGAAUGUAUUGCAUUUUAAAAGACUAUAACAUAUUUGCUUAUUUGAGAGGUUUAUCACUUUAUUGGCUGUCAAUUCUAAAACAUGCAGUAAUAUAACAAUUCUGUACUCAUACAAAGUGUUUAAGUCAUUCAAAAUAAAGGAUCUUUUGAACUACAA